AGGACGUGACAACCCUGCUGCGAUUACUCUGUUGCUCUGCGUUUUUGUUGAUUUCGCUGGACCGGCUAAAUUGUUAAUUGUUGAUUAAUCGUUUAAACAAUAACGGACUCAUGGCCAGCAACGAGCCCGGCGGCGGGAAUCUGAUGGACGAGUUCGAGGAGGCCUUCCAGUCGUGCCUGCUGACGCUGACCAAACAGGAGCCGAAUACGGGGACCAGCAAGGAGGAGAUCGAGCUGGAGGUGCAGAAGACUACCAAUCGGUUCAUAGACGUGGCCCGCCAAAUGGAGGCGUUCUUUCUGCAGAAGCGCUUCCUCGUCUCCACGCUGAAGCCCUACAUGCUGAUCAAGGACGAGAACCAGGACCUGAGCAUCGAGAUCCAGCGCAAGGAGGCGCUGCUGCAGAAGCACUACAAUCGGCUGGAGGAGUGGAAGGCCUGUCUCUCGGACAUCCAACAAGGUGUCCACAGUCGUCCCACGCCACCAAUUGGCGGAGUCGGGAUGCUUCAGGGCCCCGGGGGCGUGGGCGGCGGAAUGGCCGGCAUGGGCGGAGCACCCCCACGGCCGGGAAUGAUGCCCGGAAUGCCACCGGGUGCCAUGCAGCCGGGCGGACCCAUGCAACCCAGUCCACAGCACAUGCUGCAGGCCCAGCAAAUGCAGCAACUCCGGAUGAUGGGCAAACUGCCGCCAAAAUGAUGAUCGGGCAGCCUAUUCUUUUAGCAUGUAAUUUUUUAUAGAUCCCUUAGUCUACCUGUAUCUCGUGUAGUGAAAUAAACAUUCACAAAUAUGUGAUACCAAAUCCGA
This is a messenger RNA of Drosophila elegans, 800 nucleotides long. It is a transcript of the gene MED28, whose product is annotated as mediator of RNA polymerase II transcription subunit 28. Gene Ontology annotation, cellular component: mediator complex. Lineage: Eukaryota; Metazoa; Arthropoda; Insecta; Diptera; Drosophilidae. The coding region runs from base 111 to 692 and encodes 193 amino acids. The transcript has a single exon. The record is from RefSeq and is a predicted model, not a curated record.